GAAGCGCUGGACGUAGUUGCUGAUUGGCUGGCUGGGGCGCAGCUUGAUGGCGUCGGGCUGUCGAUCCCAGGCCCCCGGGCGACUGCCGCCUGUGUGAGGGGGCCCGUGGCCUGUAGUGCUGUGGCUUCGGAGGAAGUGGAGGCACGACCCUCCUUACUCUUCGCCAUGAGUUUCCUAAUCGACUCCAGCAUCAUGAUUACUUCCCAGAUACUUUUCUUUGGAUUUGGGUGGCUUUUUUUCAUGCGACAGCUGUUUAAGGACUACGAGGUGCGUCAGUAUGUGGUACAGGUGAUCUUCUCUGUGACUUUCGCAUUUUCUUGCACCAUGUUUGAGCUCAUCAUCUUUGAAAUCUUAGGAGUAUUGAAUAGCAGCUCCCGUUAUUUUCACUGGAAAAUGAACCUGUGUGUAAUUUUGUUGAUCCUGGUUUUCAUGGUGCCUUUUUACAUUGGCUAUUUUAUUGUGAGCAACAUCCGACUAUUACAUAAACAGCGACUGCUUUUUUCCUGUCUCUUAUGGUUGACCUUUAUGUAUUUCUUCUGGAAACUGGGAGAUCCAUUUCCCAUUCUCAGCCCCAAACACGGGAUCUUAUCCAUAGAACAACUCAUCAGCCGGGUAGGUGUGAUUGGGGUGACUCUCAUGGCUCUUCUUUCUGGAUUUGGUGCUGUCAACUGUCCGUAUACUUACAUGUCCUACUUCCUCAGGAAUGUGACUGACACAGAUAUUCUAGCCCUGGAACGGCGACUGCUCCAAACUAUGGAUAUGAUCAUAAGCAAAAAAAAAAGGAUGGCAAUGACACGGAGGACUAUGUUCCAGAAGGGGGAGGUGCAUAACAAACCAUCAGGAUUCUGGGGGAUGAUAAAGAGUGUUACCACUUCAGCACCAGGAAGUGAAAAUCUUACUCUUAUUCAACAGGAAGUGGAUGCUUUGGAAGAACUAAGCAGGCAACUUUUUCUGGAAACAGCUGAUCUAUAUGCUACCAAGGAGAGAAUAGAAUACUCCAAAACUUUCAAAGGGAAAUACUUUAAUUUUCUGGGUUACUUCUUCUCUAUUUACUGUGUUUGGAAAAUUUUCAUGGUGAAGUUCUGGUCCCAACACAUUUCCUUCAUUCUGGUUGGAAUAAUCAUAGUCACAUCUAUCAGAGGACUGCUGAUCACUCUUACCAAGUUCUUUUAUGCCAUCUCCAGCAGUAAGUCCUCCAAUGUCAUUGUCCUGCUAUUAGCUCAGAUAAUGGGCAUGUACUUCGUCUCAUCUGUGCUGCUGAUCCGAAUGAGCAUGCCUCUGGAGUACCGCACCAUCAUCACCGAAGUCCUUGGAGAGCUGCAGUUUAACUUCUAUCACCGUUGGUUUGAUGUCAUCUUCCUGGUCAGUGCUCUCUCCAGCAUACUCUUCCUCUAUCUGGCCCACAAACAGGCACCAGAGAAGCAUAUGGCACCUUGAACUCAUGCCUAUUACAGACUGCUACAAGCCAGCGGUGUCAGAAUUUGGAUAUAAGAGGGAAAAACUGGAGGGGCCAGGGCCUAACAUUUUUAAAACAACAUAGUGCUGUGGUAGCAUAUUCUACCUGCAGCUUACGCCUUCGUCCUCAGAUGAUACUAUAAUCAUGAGUAGCUUCAGCUUCUCAUUUGUAUGAGAGAGAGAAGUAACUCAAGCUAGCACUCAACCAAGAGUAUCCUGUUUGGUUGGAGGCUGGUGGAGUAUGUCAGGUGGUGGGGCUAAAAGGAGCCAAGAAGCUAAAGGGAGAAAAUACACUGGAACUCUGGGGUAAGAGAAAUGUAAGGUAGCUGGUUAAACACAUGAGAUUCUGUUUAAAUCAAGGAUCCCAUGGAGGAGGUUAUGACUUUCCCUUGAGAUUGACUAUCAUUAAAAUCAGAGAUUGUUAACACUUGGGCCUUACUGUCAUUCUAUCAGGGAUAGCUUGGUACCAUCGCUUGUCAGCGAUGUCAAGCGUCCCAGCCCUCCUCCCCAGCCCCUUACCCUUCAAAUAACCAAAAGUUCAUCUGUGCUGGGGAAGGAGUAGUAUGCAACUGAAACAGUGUACCAAUGUCAGAGUAUGACAUUUUUCUUGAUUUCCCUUCAACUUAGUUCGAUCCCUGGGUUGGGAAGACCCCCUGGAGGAGGGAAAGGCUACCCACUCCAGUAUUCUGGCCUGGAGAAUUCCACGGACUGUAUAGUCCAUAGGGGUCGCAAAGAGUCGGACGCGACUGAGCAACUUUCACUUUCACUUUACUAGUAUUAUUUAAGAGUGAAUUACUCUAAAUUCAAGUCACUGAUGAUAUUUCAUUUUUUCUUUUCAUCUGCCAGUUGUGGGAUAAAACAAUGAAUAACCUAACUGGAAUAGGUCACUUUCCUAUCCUAGAGCUCAAUGUCUUCAUCUGUAAUAGGAAGCUUGUGGAAAAUUUGUAGGACACUAAGAAAUGCAGUUUAAGAAAAUCUUGAAUUCUAUUACCAGGAAGUCUCUCUCUGUUGCUGAGAUCUUAUUCUGAGUUUUGUUGUGUUCAGGGUUUCUAGAGGCAAAAUGAAGGUUAAAACAUAAAAAGUUUACCAGAAACAAAAGCACUAUUAAGGUUCUAUCAGCCAACAGAGAAAAUUCAAGCAUACUCAAAAGGCAUUUUUAAUGGCAUUUAUUUCAGCAACAACAACAUUCUUACAAAAGCAUAGUUUUAAUAGGCUUAUCUGCUCAGAUACCUUAAUUAGCAGUUCUCACAUAUACAGAUUUAUGAAUCAUCUUUGGUGCUCUGGGAGCCUAUAGAAGAAAUAAUAUCAGAGAAGAGUAGUUAAGUUGAAGGUUGAAAGAGAUCGCAUGAAAAGCAUCUGGCUCGUAUAUUAACUUUUCCUAAGUUGGCCAUAAAUAAGCUCUCUGCAGUAGCCACCCCUGAGACAGAUAACAGCAGAAGACAAUCACAUGUGAUGAACUGGUUUCCAAGGAGUUCUUCUCUAACAAAGACAGUAAACGGAUGUCCGCUUAUUCCUUGGGAAAGGAUUCCUAUUAAAUACCCAGAAACAGCGGUCAGCCAAAGCCAGUGCUUGUUCUCAUCACAUCUCUGUGUCUUCAGAAUUGGAAGAAGAAUGAGAGGCUGUACUGUGGGCCUGUGCAAAAGAAAACAGAGGAUGUGUAAGUGGUAAGAGUGUGAACUUAAGGAGGUGGAUGGUCUGUUUUAGAUUUGCACUUCUCGAGUCAGGAAGAAGAGUCACUUACGAGAAGCUUGGUGACCAGAAUUCUGCACUUGGCUUCAUUUCCAGCUUGCUGUUUGACCCUGACACAUUCCUUUUAAUAUCUAUAUAUAUAUACAUAUUUCUUUUCUAUAAACUAGCAUAGUACUACAAUUGACUUUCCAUAGAGUUAUUAUAGAAUAUUUUUAAAGACAUCUAGAAUACUUUCUUUGUGAAACAAUAUAGGAUACAAGGUCAAUGGCAACAUGUAUGCUAUGGUCUGCAUGUUUGUAUCUCCCUAAAGUGCAGAGGUUGAAAUCCUGUUUCCCAAGGUGAUGAGGAGGUGAUUAGGUCAGGAGGGCAGAGCUCUCAUGACUCAGAUCAGGCCUUUACAAGAGGCCUCCCAGAACUCCUUAGCUCCUUCUGCCAUAUGAAGGCAAGCCAGAAGUCAGCAGUCUGCAACCCGGAAGAACGCCUUCACCAGACCCUGAAUCUGCCAGUGCCGUGAUCUUGGGCUUCUGAGCCUCUACAACUGUGAGAAAUAAAUGUUUGUUGUUUAUAAGCCA
Messenger RNA from Bubalus bubalis (water buffalo), 3716 nucleotides. RefSeq names its product Golgi pH regulator. The record is from RefSeq and is a predicted model, not a curated record. Gene Ontology annotation, molecular function: voltage-gated monoatomic anion channel activity. Gene Ontology annotation, biological process: intracellular pH reduction. The coding region runs from base 166 to 1437 and encodes 423 amino acids. NCBI's taxonomy places the organism in Eukaryota, Metazoa, Chordata, Mammalia, Artiodactyla, Bovidae. The transcript has 13 exons. Gene Ontology annotation, cellular component: Golgi cisterna membrane.